This is a messenger RNA of Belonocnema kinseyi, 3270 nucleotides long. Its product is annotated as very low-density lipoprotein receptor-like. The record is from RefSeq and is a predicted model, not a curated record. NCBI's taxonomy places the organism in Eukaryota, Metazoa, Arthropoda, Insecta, Hymenoptera, Cynipidae. Gene Ontology annotation, molecular function: calcium ion binding; protein binding. The coding region runs from base 414 to 3248 and encodes 944 amino acids. The transcript has 11 exons.
GCUGUGACGGCUACGAAAACAUGCGCGCGCAUGUGGCGCGAUGUUGGUGCGUCAGAAUCGUGAUUCCUGUCUCAACUCUCGCCCGGGACAGAAACGUAGGCAGACACGGACAGACGAAGUGCACAGGGCGGGCCUAUCCUAUGAUACCGAGCCGUUUUGUUUUGUCCUUUUUCUACCAUUCAACGAGAAACCGUGGAAUCCGCAUUACGUGCACUAGACACGGCUGCGGACCACGACCGCGUGACGGUUCUCCCUUAUCAAAAUCAACGUCUUUCCCAGCCGGUGUUUUAUAGUGUCAAUAAAAUUCACCAAAUUCCUUUUCGUCUGCUUUCGCCGUUCGAUCGGGCGGGCAGCCGCUCAAACGGGAGUGUUAAUUUAUCUGGCGUUUUUCGCCGGAGAAAAUUCUUUAGGACAUGGUGGUGCAAGUGAGUGAAAUCGGGGGUGGAAAAAGCAGAUCAUGUCGGCUGCUAUUCAAGGCUUCAGCGACCCUCAUCUUCGUUUCGCUUCUUCUCGUAGCGAGAGAAAAUUCGGCAUUCUCGACUGACAGUAAAGGAGCUUGUCCACUGAGGCAAUUUCGAUGUGCAAAUGAGAGAUGCAUACCAGUAUCUUGGGUCUGUGAUAAAUUUGACGACUGUGGUGAUAACUCGGAUGAAGAAUGCAAGGACCAACAAGAAUGUAAGGAGACGGAAUUUAAGUGCAGCAAUGGAAGGUGCAUUCCUGGAAAUUGGCACUGUGAUGGAGAAAAAGACUGCCCUGAUGGAUCUGACGAAAAUUCACUCGUUUGCAGUUCAAGAUCUUGUGGGGAAAUGGAGUUCCAGUGUGCUCCAGGACAAUGCAUUUCUAUUUCCUGGGUUUGCGACGGGCAGAACGAUUGCACCGACGGAAUAGACGAGAAAAACUGUCCAAGAGAUAAGAAUUGCACGUCGGAACAAUUCACGUGUCGCUCGGGAAAUGGGGAAUGCGUGGCAUUGACGUGGAUGUGCGACGAAACCCCCGACUGCUCUGAUGGGUCGGAUGAAGCUGAUUGCAACGAUACUUGUCGAUCCGAUGAGUUUACUUGUGCAAAUAAACAUUGCAUCCAUAGACGUUGGGUUUGUGAUAACGACGAUGAUUGUGGAGAUGGAAGUGAUGAGAAAGAUUGUGGAACAAUUGCUUGUCGCGAUGGCAUGGAUUUCGCUUGUUCUCCAAACUAUUGUAUCACGUCCAAAUGGCGAUGCGAUGGAGAUUUUGAUUGCCCAGAUCAUUCUGACGAAAUGGGGUGUAAAAAUCUACCAGAUGGAAAAAAUAGUCACUGUGCAGAACACGAAUUCGACUGUGGAGACAGGAUUACUUGCAUCCACCAAAGUUGGGUUUGUGACGGCGACAAGGAUUGUUCAAAUGGAGCUGACGAAUCCUUGGAAAGGUGUCACAACAUUUCCUGCAGGGCUGAUCAAUUCCAGUGUAGAGAUCGAUCAUGUAUAUCAGGUCAUCUAUAUUGCGAUGGAAGAACAGAUUGCGGGGAUGGAAGCGACGAGAAAAAUUGUACUUCAAAGGUGAAAACUUGUGAUCCAGCUACUGAGUUUGAAUGUAGUCCGGGAUCCUGUAUACCGCUUGAGAACGUCUGCAAUAAAAAACCCGAUUGCAUUGGUUGGGAAGAUGAAAGUAAUGAACUUUGCGGUCUUAAUGAAUGCUUGAAAAAUAACGGAGGAUGUUCUCAAGUCUGUGUGGAUCUUCCUAUUGGAUAUAGGUGUGAUUGCAAUCCUGGAUAUAAGCUGAUUGACAAUCGAACUUGCGAUGAUAUUGACGAGUGCCAGGAACCAGGAACCUGUUCCCAGUAUUGUUUCAAUGAAAAGGGGACUUUUAAAUGUAGUUGUGCGGCUGGAUACCUGAGAGACCCGAGAAAUUUAACCCGGUGUAAAGCAUCAGAGGGUCACGCGAGUUUACUUUUCGCAAAGCGUCAUGAUAUCAGAAAAGUGGCCCUUGAUCGUCAAGAAAUGACUGCAAUCGUUAACGACACCAAAAUGGCAACAGCUCUUGAUUUCGUUUUUCGAACAGGAAUGAUCUUUUGGAGUGAUGUCAGUGAGAAGAAGAUUUACAAAGCACCAAUUGACGAAGGAAGCGAAAGAACAGCAGUGAUCGAUAAAGACAUGACGACUUCCGACGGUCUCGCCGUGGACUGGAUUUACAGUCACAUUUACUGGACCGACGCCGAGAAAAACACGAUUGAAUUAGCCAACUUCGAAGGCAACAUGAGGAAAACUUUGAUCACGGAUCGCGUGCAAGAACCAAGAGCGAUUGCUUUGAAUCCAUUGGAGGGCUGGAUGUUCUGGACUGAUUGGGGCGAUGAAGCCCGAAUCGAGAGAGCUGGAAUGGAUGGAUCACACCGUUCAGUAAUUGUUGGAACUGAAGUAAAAUGGCCAAAUGGGUUAACUCUCGACCUAAUUGGAAAGAAAGUUUACUGGGUUGAUGCUAAAUUGAACAUCAUCGCUUCGUGUAAUUACGAUGGGUCAGGGAGAAGGACGAUUUUAUACUCCCCUGAUACGUUGCGACAUCCCUUCAGCAUUACAACCUUUGAAGAUUACGUUUACUGGACCGACUGGGACAAAGAGACGAUCUUCAAAGCGAAUAAAUUCACUGGAAAAGAUGUGGAGUCAAUAACAUCGUUGAGAUCUCAACAACAUCCGAUGGUAGUUCAUGUUUAUCAUCCUUAUCGUCAGCCUGAUGGAAUUAAUCAGUGCCAGGCUGUGAAUGGACAUUGCAGUCAUUUGUGUUUGCCUGCUCCUAAAAUUAAUUCGAGGUCGCCACUUCUCAGCUGCGCUUGUCCAGAUGGUCUCAGGUUGUUGCCGGACGGACUGAUGUGUGUCGAGAACGUAACAACAACAGUAGCACCUACGACAAUAGAGGUUAUCAAGCCAUUCAAGAAGCUUGAGCCUCUCAACGUUACCGCAAGUACCAGUCCGGCGAGUCCGUCUGAUACUGAUGGAAAUACAAGCUCAACAAAGGAACCUUCUGAUCGUGGUCUAGUCGCUGGAAUUGUGAUAGGUGUAGUUUCUCUGGGACUUCUGCUUCUGGCACUCGUAGCAGUUUUGUGCUACAGGCAUUAUUUGCAUCGCAAUGUCACCAGCAUGAAUUUCGACAACCCGGUGUACAGGAAAACCACAGAAGAUCAAUUCAGUCUCGAGAAAAACAGAUUUCCCCUUCCUUCUGCCGGCGUUGGAGAAGAAGUGAGACAACAUUUUUCAUUUAAAUUAAAUAUAAGUAUUAAAUAAGAAAAAAAUAUUACAAAUUUAA